Molecule: messenger RNA, 2075 nt
Organism: Manduca sexta (tobacco hornworm)
Lineage: Eukaryota; Metazoa; Arthropoda; Insecta; Lepidoptera; Sphingidae
Product: tax1-binding protein 3 homolog
Exons: 3
Coding region: 190-561 (123 amino acids)
Biological process (GO): neurotransmitter receptor transport, endosome to postsynaptic membrane; neurotransmitter receptor transport postsynaptic membrane to endosome
Cellular component (GO): adherens junction; postsynaptic density; postsynaptic membrane
Molecular function (GO): protein binding
Source: RefSeq, a predicted model, not a curated record
UCAGUUUAGCCUGUAUAUAGUUUUGUCCUAAGCCUUUUCGAAAGAAAGAAUUAAACGUCAUCUGGCUGACUGUAUCUAUUGUUAUAAUUUUUCAUUGUGCUCUAAAUCCACAAAAAUAAACGAGUGAACUAUUUUGUUCGUUUGCAAAGAAAGUUAAUUAUAUAGCUGUUGAUAAAACAAACAAUAAUCAUGGCGAAAAUGGCAUUUCAGCACCAAGCCGGAACGGCGAUGGAGUGUCUAAGCAUACCUAUCACUCUGCAGAAAGAGGCUGGAGUGGACCCUGAAGGAAGAGAGGUGAUGAAGUGUGGGUUUAAAAUAGGAGGUGGUAUUGAUCAAGAUUAUCGUAAGAGCCCUCAAGGGUACACCGACAACGGUAUAUAUGUAACGGAAGUACAUGAAGGUAGCCCUGCAGCUAAAUCAGGCUUGAGAAUGCAUGACAAAAUCUUACAAUGCAACGGUUAUGACUUCACAAUGGUGACACAUAAGAAGGCUGUCAGUUACAUCAAGAAACAUCCUGUACUAAACUUAUUAGUUGCAAGAAAGGGUGUAACCUCCACAUAAAACAGGUUGAAUCUGUACCAUCUUACUUAUAAACAUUGGUUUGUAUUCAGAGGUUAUAUGGCUGCAUAUAUUAAUGUUAUAGUUAAAAAAAUACAGGGUUGAGUAAAAAAGCGAUAAGUAUUGCUUCAGUAGUGAACAUUGCAAAUGUUAAUGGAACUUGUCUUUACAAGGUUUCAACCUAUGUUACCUGUGUUUGUAAACAGGAUAACUAUUUGUCAUAGAAACUAUUGUCACUGCCAAAAUACAACUGGUAUAUAAGAUUAUAACAUUAUUCCAUAAUUUCCUAAGAUGUGGCAGCUGAUUCCUGCAGGAAUCGAAAUUUUGUAACAAAAAAUAUUGUACUGUUAUAUUGCGACAUAAAGUUGGUGUAUGUUUUAAAAAGAUUUAUUUACUUUUUUAAUUCUAUAUAAAUUUAAAUAUGCGUUAAUAGUUUGUAGUAUUGACAGAAAAAAAUAAAGUAUUAAAACAAAUAAUAUACAGUUUAUAGCCAUUUUUUUUUAUAAAUCAUUGAUCAGUAUUGUGGAAUAUGCAAACUACAAGGUAAAGCAUUGAUUGGAUGUACUUCAAAACCUUUUAAUGGGUAAUAUUCAUUAGUGCAGUAAUUGUCUUUUAUGCUAUUGAUAUAUCCAGCCAUAUAAAAAGCAUAAGCAUUUAAUUUGCAACCUCUAUGCAGCCACAGUUGUUCCAUUUUAAAUAAAAUGCUUUUUAUUUCCAAUGUCUAGGCCAUGAAUGGAAUGCAUUUAACGAAUUAUGCUUAAUGUUGUGAAAAUUUAAUAUUAUGUAAGUUAAUGAGUAAAAAGACCUUAUCUAGAGAGAUUAAUGAAAUGACCAUCAUGUGAGAAGUUUAUAAGUAAAUUGGUAAAUGGUUUUUUUAAGAGUCUAAGCACUGAGUUAGAAAAGUAUUAUAUUACAAUGAGUGAUUAUUAUACUGUUAUUUAUUUUUAUAUGUAAGAAUUUAGUUAGUAGAUAAAUAAUGAGACCAUGUUAUAAGUCAGAAAUUACAACAAAUUUACAAACACCUGUACUAUAAUGUGCAGUGAAUGUACAAAUAUACACAAUUGUUUUUAUGAGUUACCAAUGACUUUUGUAUAACAAUUUAUAUUUUUAUACUGAUCAAAUAAGUUUGCAAUAUUAACGAUUACUCAUGAAUUUUGUCCAUGACACUGUAAAAUUUCAUUAGCUCAAAUUGAAGUUAUUUGUAAUUGUUUAUAUAUGAAUUGAUAUUUGGAAUUUAUUAAUUAGUUAUAUGAGUAUACAUUUACCACAUUACAUGUUGCAUGUAACUGCACUUCGAACAAUGUAAAUGGGCUGUGCAACUGUCCAUCAGACAUGAAUGUCAUCGAAACUAUCUUGUUAAGUGGUGAAUAUCAAGUAAUUAAGUGAAACCUUAUCUUGUUAUGGAUCAGUUAAUAAUAAUGUACAUUGAUAUUGUACUUAAGAUUUUAUAACUACAUUAUCUAUGAAAUUUGUCAUUCAUACAAAUAAAUGGUUUAUGCACAGUGCCAAAUAAUAUU